This is a messenger RNA of Dreissena polymorpha, 972 nucleotides long. RefSeq names its product M-phase inducer phosphatase-like. The record is from RefSeq and is a predicted model, not a curated record. Gene Ontology annotation, molecular function: protein tyrosine phosphatase activity. Bases 22 to 834 code for a protein of 270 amino acids. The transcript has a single exon. Gene Ontology annotation, biological process: G2/M transition of mitotic cell cycle; positive regulation of G2/M transition of mitotic cell cycle; positive regulation of G2/MI transition of meiotic cell cycle. NCBI's taxonomy places the organism in Eukaryota, Metazoa, Mollusca, Bivalvia, Myida, Dreissenidae. Gene Ontology annotation, cellular component: cytoplasm; nucleus.
GCAGGGAAAAGUUUCACGAAAAUGGCUCCUCAUUUUGUUGACUUUUCUGUCGUUGGUUGCAAAGCUUUUACUCGUGAACCACAAAAACGCUGCAAUCGGUCAAAGCGUCAUUUAGAAUUUGAUGGUUUGGAAAAGCCAUCUAAACGGCGUCGCUCAGUUGGUUGCACUGAUGCAGCAGAAACGCCAGUCGCGAAGGAGAGGUCGAUUGAAAGCAUCAUUGCUGCCGUUGAGCGUUUGUCUACAGAACCUCGCCUCGUGGCCGACGGGUCACGUGAGAUCACACUGCCAACGAUAUCAGGAAAACACAAGGAUCUGAAUGCUAUCACACCGGAAACAAUGUCACGUGUUCUUGAAGGUUCGUACGAUGACAGUGUUGAUCAACUGACUGUAAUUGACUGCAGAUAUCCCUAUGAGUUUGAAGGAGGACAUAUCAAGGGAGCUGUCAACCUCUUUACAAAGCAAGCGAUUAAGGACUUCAUACACAACUCCGUGACGUCAUCAGAAAAGAAUCACGUGCUUAUUUUCCAUUGCGAGUUUUCUUCCGAAAGAGGUCCGAAAAUGUAUCGGCAUCUGAGGUCGCUGGAUCGAGAAAUAAAUAUCGACACGUACCCGAAACUGAAUUUUCCCGAAAUGUAUCUCCUCGAAGGUGGAUAUAAAGCGUUCUACGAAUCCGAGCGCAGCCACUGUUUUCCACAGUCAUACAAACCCAUGUUACAAAAGGAGCAUUCCGCAGAUCUACGUCACUUCCGUGUUAAGUCAAAGUCCUGGGCAGCGGGAGACAAUCCACGUCAUCGAACAUGUUCAUCCGGAAAUGCAACUAAACUGUGCUUUUAGGAAAUGAAAAACAUUACGUCAUCAAUACCUGUUUUCGUUAUUCUUGUUAUAUAACAUUAUUUUACAUAUAUAUAAAUUUGUUAUUGAUUGCUUUCGGAUAAUCAAUUAUUGGUUAUGAAUAAAACUAUACAAUAUAAA